Molecule: messenger RNA, 951 nt
Organism: Truncatella angustata
Lineage: Eukaryota; Fungi; Ascomycota; Sordariomycetes; Amphisphaeriales; Sporocadaceae
Product: tetrapyrrole biosynthesis, uroporphyrinogen III synthase
Exons: 2
Coding region: 1-951 (316 amino acids)
Biological process (GO): uroporphyrinogen III biosynthetic process
Molecular function (GO): uroporphyrinogen-III synthase activity
Source: RefSeq, a predicted model, not a curated record
AUGGCGACUGACAAGGAAAGGCAGCCGGUUCUGCUGCUCAAAACCAAGUCUAUACCCAACGACACAUACGAGGAAUUGUUCUCUACCCCGCGGGAUGGCUUCCAUUUCGAGCCAGUCUUCGUGCCCGUAUUACAACACCAAUUCAUAGAAGAUGGCAUGAACAGUUUCAAGCGUCUCUUGCACGAUAGGCAAAUAAGUAAAGAGAAAGAUGCUGCCUAUGGCGGCCUCAUUUUCACAUCGCAAAGGGCAGUCGAGGGCUUUGCCAAGUUAGUUGAAGAGGGACAGGGCGACGAGCAUUGGCCUCACCUGCAAGAUAUCCCCAUAUACACGGUUGGUCCGGCCACGACGCGCGCCCUGCGCUCCGUGCCGCAGACUCCUCCCUUGCAGAUCUUCGGCGAGCAAACGGGGAGCGGGGAUGUCCUCGCGCCAUUCAUACAACAACACUACGGAGAGUGGUACGCGGAUCGGCCCGUGAAGCCUCCGAUACUGUUCCUCGUGGGCGAGAAGCGCCGCGACAUCAUACCCAACUUCCUGAUGGACCCCUCCCUGCCGCCCGAGAAGAGGAUACAGGUCGACGAGACGGUGGUCUAUGGGACCGGCGUUAUGGAAUCCUUUCCCUCAGACUUCGAGCGAGUCUUGAAGAGGACAGAGAACUCCAAAGGGAGGUGGGUGGUCGUGUUCAGCCCGACGGGCUGCGAUGGCAUGUUGCAGGGACUCGGCAUGCUGGACCCGGUGACUGGCAAGGUGGGCAAAGCGCCGGACGACAGAAACACGUUUGUUCUCACGAUAGGACCUACUACGAGAACGUUCCUGAAGAAGACGUUCGAUUUUGAGCCCGACGCUUGUGCGGGAACGCCGAGUCCGGAAGGCGUGUGGGAGGGUAUUAGGGGGUUCCCGACGACAAGGAAUCAAGAAAUUCAAAAACAAACUGAGAAUGCUUGUCAUACAUAG